Staurois parvus is the source of this 281-nucleotide messenger RNA. NCBI's taxonomy places the organism in Eukaryota, Metazoa, Chordata, Amphibia, Anura, Ranidae. The record is from the annotation of a GenBank genome assembly.
AGAGUAGCCCCUGCAGUGCCACCUGUCAGUGCCCAUCAAUGCCACCUGCCAGUGCCCAUCAGUGCCACCUAUCAGUGCCAGUCAGUGCCACCUAUCAAUGCCAGUCUGUGCCACCUAUCAGUUGCAGUCAGUGUCACCUAACAUUGCGCAUCAGUGCUGCCUAUCACUGCCGCCUAACAGUGCCACCUAUCAGUGCCAUAUAUGAGUGCUGCCUUUCAGUGCCCAUCAGUGAUGCCUGUCAAUGCCCAUCAGUUCCACCUACCAGUGUCACCUCAUCAGUG